GGAAGAAGCAGCUGAUACGGAGGGCUUGAUCCCUUUAUUCAGAAGCUGGCAAACUUGAAGACUCUCCGCCGCAGGGAGAGGAGCAGGCAUUUUCCCUAAGGUGCCGCAAAGGCUUGUGGGAGCGACCCGAGAGAAGGAGGGCCAAGAUGGCGGAAGCGGCGGAGUCUCCAGGAGACCCGGGGACGGCAACGCCCAGGCCCCUGUUUGCAGGCCUUUCAGAUAUAUCUAUUUCACAAGACAUCCCCGUGGAAGGAGAAAUCACUAUUCCUAUGAGAUCUCGAGUUCGGGAAUUUGACAGCUCCACAUUAAAUGAAUCUGUUCAGAAUACCAUUAUGCGUGAUCUAAAAGCUGUUGGGAAAAAAUUCAUGCAUGUUUUGUACCCAAGGAAAAGUAAUACUCUUUUGAGAGAUUGGGAUUUAUGGGGCCCUUUGAUCCUUUGUGUGACACUUGCAUUAAUGCUUCAGAGAGGCUCUGUAGAUAGCGAAAAAGAUGGAGGGCCCCAGUUUGCAGAAGUGUUUGUCAUUGUCUGGUUUGGCGCGGUUACCAUCACCCUCAACUCAAAACUUCUUGGAGGAAACAUAUCUUUUUUUCAGAGCCUCUGUGUGCUGGGUUACUGUAUACUUCCCCUGACGGUGGCAAUGCUGGUUUGCCGGCUGGUACUUUUGGCUGAACUAGGACCAAUCAACUUCAUGGUCCGGUUUUUUGUGGUGAUCGUGAUGUUUGCCUGGUCUAUAGUAGCCUCCACAGCUUUUCUUGCUGAUAGCCAGCCUCCAAACCGCAAAGCCCUUGCUGUUUAUCCUGUUUUCUUGUUUUAUUUUGUCAUCAGUUGGAUGAUUCUCACCUUCACUCCUCAGUAAAUCGGGAAAUGGAAAUUAAAAAACCGUUGAAUUCAAAGCUCAUUGGAAAGAUGCAAUUCACCAUGGAGCUUUGCCUCUGGCCCUCUUUUGUCUAAUUUUGGAGGUAUUUGGUAACUGCGUACAUGAGGAGAUUAAAAGGGAGCCAUAAAGCACUGUAACUAUUUAUGUAAGGAACUGAUGUUUGAAAGGCUGUCCUUUCCCUCUUAAUGUUAUUUCUUUAAAAUACAUGUGCAUAGUACACACAGUAUAAUGCCUCCUCCAGGCAUGAUAGGGUCACUGUGGUCCAUUUGGGUGACAACCAAUGACUCGGGAAGCACAUGGAGACAUCCUACGAGUUGAAUAGAGUUGGUAACUAUAUUUUCAGUUUUGAGAAUACCAGUUCAGGUGCAGCUCUUAAACACAUUGCCUUAUGACUAUUAGAAUAUGCCUCUCUUUUCAUAAAUAAGAAGGGAUAAUAUAUUUUAUUUCUCUUAAGCUUAAAAAGACAAUAACAGAUAUUUGGAAGGGAAUUCAUUGGUAUGGGAGGAGCAAACAUGCACUAACCAAUAUUCAGAUAUUGAUUAGAGGAAAUUCUGCACUUGCUGCUUUUUUGAAAAAGCAAAGAACAUCUAAAGUAUAAGUUUUUUAGUCUUUCUGUAUAGUCACCUUUCUGCCACACUUAACAACGCCUCAGUGACACUCUAAUUUUUAAUCUUACUCCCCAGUUCUGUAUAUGCAAGCUCAGACAUUAGCAGUCAACAUGUAACUUUCCUUUGAAGCUCUCAGUGGACCAAUGCUUGAACUUAUACAAGCAGAAGACCUCAGAAAUUUAGAUUGGUAGGUGCCUAAUGCAUGUUAUCAUGUGGACACCUUUUCUUAAGGGUAGAGUGAGACAGUUUGGAUACAGCAUAGCUGUAAGGACUUCUUCAUUAUUCUGUGUAGCCUUGCCUCUACCUGGAAAGUAAAGCUAAAUCAGAAGCCUGUGUUUAACAAUGUGAGUAUGGAGGGAUUUCAUGUUCUGAUGGCUGAUUCACAGAACAAUUAGACACUUAGAGCAUGAUGUUGGAUGAGUUGAGUUUAUAGCUGCCACCUCUUCAUAGUGUGGACAUAGCCGUUUUUUCAUUAGAUGUGUUUUUCGGGUUGGGAAAUAGCAAUUUAUGUUCUUGGUUUUAAGCCUUAUUUGUAAAGCUAAUUAGCUCUCCUUUAGACAAGUACGUCUUUACACAUGUGCACCUACUUGUAUUCUCAGCUAUUUAUGCACACAAGUGUGAAGGCUUUUCAGGGAGCAGAGUGUCUGGGACAGGCUGAUUCGUAGCUAAUCAGGGCUCCUUUAAGGUAAUAUGAGCUGCUGCCUUCUAUAAAUUGCACAGUGAAGAACUCUUAACAGACAAAGAUUAGGAGUCAGGCAGAAAACAUUCAUUGUAAAUAUACAAUUACAAAGAUAGGAAUUUCUUAUUCCACAUUUUUCUUUAUCGUGGAAUCUAAAUAUUUAUUCAUUCGUACUUAAAGACUGCCUACACAUAGAUAUGUAAUUUUAAAAACAUAUUUUCUCCAUCCCCAGAUUAACCAAGUGAACUUACUAGGACAAAUGAGUUGUUGGAAUGAUAUUCAAUUACAAAGCAUUACAAAAUUGGUCCCCUCUGUCCCAGCCUUGUCCAGAUAUUUUGGCUAUGUAUUUGUAUUUAUUUUAGUUUCCCCUUUAAAUUUCAAAAUAAACCCUGUUAGGGCAAAGCCAAUGUUUCAGUCUUGAAUUGGUAAAGAAAAUGUUUUGAAACUAGUUCUAAUUUUGAAAUUUAUCCUAAAUUAUCAUCCAUUUCUAUUGUCUGAAAUUUUCUAACUUCCCACUAGAAACAUCUCUCUUUCAAAAUUGUUUCAUAAUCUAUCCCAGUAAUUAUAAUGUUAAAUUAAAGAAAUAAUUAUGCUUCUUAAAAGGGAGUUAAAUCUUUACUGAAUUUUACUCAGGCUACAUAUUUGGUCAGAAAUUCCUAAGGCCACAACUUUGGCAGGGUUUGUGGGGGGGUGGGGAGGCAGUUAUAUUGGGUGUUAAGGAAACUUGUUCUGUUUUAAUUUGUUGCUUUUGGGUGACUUAGGGAAUGGUUUUACUUGAUUUACAUGAAAGUGGGUAAAAUGGGGAUUCAUUUAUCUUUCUGAAAAUGAGUGGUCAAUUUGAGGGUAUAAAUAAAUAUUUUCUUAAUAUAUGCAAAAAUGUGCAUUGCUUUCUGUGACAGAAGACCUGAGUAUCUGGAAAUUGUAACCCUCAACACAGCUUUCCCUGAUUUGCUGCAAAGGCACAUGGCUAAUUGUAUAGAAAGGAGGACUAGAAGGGAAGGGGACUCCGACAAAGGAAACCCCGUUCCAGAAAUUGGAAGGUUUCACACUUUAGAUGAAGUUCCAGUGUGUGAACAUCAUUGCCUAAUGUGGUGCAUUCCUGCCGUCGUGGCUUAUCACUUGCUGCUCCUACUUCUGAGAUUUAGACUCUGUUGUCAUAUUCUUUAGCAAUAGGAAAGGUGAAGACUGGAUUUAAUCACUGUUCAGGUUACAAAAAAUCGAUGUGAACAUCUUUGAAUGUGCAGUGUAGUCUUAAAAGUCAAUCACUGAUUGUCAGGUCUUUUGCCUCUUAAGUGGAUUAUUACAUGAGUUGAAUUGUAUCUUUUCAUUGUGGCAGGGUUUUUAUGGUGGGCAGGUGAGGUGGUCACAGGGCAUGGGGCUAAUAAGCAUUUACUAUUUACUACAUUUGUCUUUUUAUAAAGUGUCCCCCAAAAUAUGAUUAGAAGGCUAGCAAGCCUAUAUUUGAAGGUUUGUGUACUUUAUAUCUUCUAAAUACUUACUGUAUUGGGGCUUCCAGUUUAUUCUUGGGGAUGAAAAUGAAAGUCUUUCAUUUCAGAUUCUUGGGUAACAUCAAGUUAUUGGAAUUUAUCUAGAGCCUAUCAUGAUAUGAUCAGACGUCCAUUGCAUGCAGUUGUUUUAUUCCAGAGUAAAAUACUGAAAUUGUGAUUCUUAAGGAAGCUGUUCAUUUCAGAGACAAUUUGGAUAGAAAUAAAUGUGUGAAUGUUAAUCCAUAUAUGUUUUAGAAAUUAGAAAUACUUUUCUAGGUUCUGUGGGCUUUUAUCAAAAUAAAGAAUUUCUAGGGAUUUACUUAGGCCAUAGGAUGUCUAAAUAAUAAUAAUGUGAAAAUAAUAUUACUACUAAUAAUAGCUAACAUUUAUUGGGCACUUACUGUGUGCCAGGCACUAUUCUAUUUUUUUAAGAAUUUUUUUAUAACAGCUCUAUUGGGAUACACUUUACCAUAAAAUUCACCCUUUUAUUAAAGUGAUGUACAAUUCAGUAAUUUUUCAGUAUAUUCUUAUAAUUGUGCAUUUUAGAACAUUUCUAUCACUCCACAAAGAAACCCCACAUCCAUUAGCAGUCACUAGCUUUUCCGCAGGCCCUGGCAACCAUCAAUCUGCUUUCUGUCUCUAUUGAUUUAGCCAGGCACUAUUCUUAAGUGUUUUUCAUGCAUCUCCUCCAGUCUUCAACAUAAAGCACUAAUAAUUCUCAUUUUACUGAUAGAAAAUAGAGGCACAGAGAGGUUAAGUAAAUUGUCCAAGGUCACAUAGUAAAUUGAUUUAAAAUAGGAAAACACAGGUGAGAUCAUAGUAGAACACAGAUUUGAAUUGCAUUGUUAUGCACGUGAAAUGGAUACACCCCCCCCAGGGUAUGUUCCCUGGUAUUAGCCAUUGCAACGUACAACUCACCAAAGGUCGAUAAUACGAUAACUCUCGUUCUUUUGUUCUGAGUACUAGAACACUAUAUAAGCAUCAUCUGAGAAAAACACAAGAGCAGUUGUACAUUGGGAAGAGUUCGAUUAGCUGCCCUCACUCCUCCUUGAGCCCCUUUUCUUCCCCUCCCCGCUGCCCACCAGACGCCUACACCCCUCCCCUCUCUCUAAAAGUCUUAAUCAACUUCUGCCUCUUUUGUUUUGAUCUCCCAGAGGGAUGGUUAAUGCAUCAAAAUUUAACUUAUCUAUUCAGGUGUUUGUAGUCAAGGGAUGCAUCUGGUCGCUUAUAGUACCAGCUAUAUUCGUAAGACCUCAGAGAGCAGUAGGGUGAGAAUAGAAUGUCUUCUUAUUUGGGUUAAACUAGGUGGGGGAAUAAAUAACACAGCAAAGGCUUUGCCUUAAUGAAGUCAGUGUUCCAGCCUGGUGGGAAGUGGCCACAUGCUGCUCUUGUUCACUCUUUUCCCUUUCAGCGUCUUUGUAUUCUGCACCAUCACUGCUGGUAAUUUCUUGUCCCUCUUCAAUACUCUUGUUUUAAUCCUGAUCUUUCCUAUAAAUAACCUGUGAAAAGAAUAAAUCUGUAAAAUGAAUUGUGAAUGUUAAAUGUGCAAAUAAAAAACACUGGAAAAGGA
Molecule: messenger RNA, 5222 nt
Organism: Vicugna pacos (alpaca)
Lineage: Eukaryota; Metazoa; Chordata; Mammalia; Artiodactyla; Camelidae
Source: RefSeq, a predicted model, not a curated record